This is a messenger RNA of Didymosphaeria variabile, 765 nucleotides long. RefSeq lists its product as uncharacterized. Bases 1 to 765 code for a protein of 254 amino acids. Gene Ontology annotation, biological process: chromatin remodeling; regulation of transcription by RNA polymerase II. Gene Ontology annotation, cellular component: NuA4 histone acetyltransferase complex. NCBI's taxonomy places the organism in Eukaryota, Fungi, Ascomycota, Dothideomycetes, Pleosporales, Didymosphaeriaceae. Gene Ontology annotation, molecular function: histone binding. The transcript has a single exon. The record is from RefSeq and is a predicted model, not a curated record.
AUGGCGCAAUGGGCCGAUGCGUCGCAGACCGUCCCGAUGCACCCCUCCUCCCUCGACAUGGACAUGCGUGAUUUCGAUCCCGAAUACGACCCCACAUACGAUCUCGAAGCCCGAUGUCCUAUGUGCCGCACGCCGACUACCGCACAGGCAGACCUUGCUCUCACUCAGUCUCUCGAAGCGAAAUACCCAAAUUCCUACGCAGAAAGGAGGGCAGAAGAAGUUACUGCUAGGGCUACUACAAAUAGCGAGGGCGUAGAGAAUGUCGUGAUUCUGAUAGGAAACAGGCACAAGUUGGUCGGGGUGGGGGAUGAGCCUGGGAACAAGCAUGACUGGACGUUCUUUGUGAGGCUGUCGCGUCCUGAGCUUGUCUCACAUGUCAAGGUCAACUUGCACCCUACUUUUCGUCCUCCAUCAGUCGUCUUGCGCGAUCCGCCGUUUGAAGUUAGGAGGCUCGGUUGGGGCUACUUUAGCAUAUCAGCGACGAUUGUGUUGAAGGAAGGGUGGGAGUGGAUCGGAGGAGGCGAGGUUAGGGGCGAGCUGAGCGAUAGAAAAGGGGCGUUGGAGUUGGGAUGGAUGCUAGAUUUUGAUGGGGAUGGGAGGCAGGGAAGGAUAAGGGCGGGGGUAAGGAGGGUAGGUGGUUAUGCGGAUGAGGCUGCGGAUAGCGGCGUCGAAAGCCCGCUUAGAGAGCCGAGUCCGGUCGAAGAUGGUAGUCCAGUGAGAGAUGUGAGUCCUGUGCGGUGGCCGCAUAUGGACAAUGAGGAUUGA